AUGUUUCCUGUUUUUGAUAUUGCUUGCUACUGGCUCCACUCGUUUCUAUGGCUUGAGUUAUGCUAUCCGUUUCUUGCUUCAAUUAUGCUAUCCCUUUCUUGCUUCGUACUUUAUGUUUCUCUUGCUCCCACAUGUUCUUUUGCUCGUCCUACUUUAUGUUCCUUUGUUUUCUUCUGCUGUUCGUUCUAUUUGCUUUCGUUCUCUCGGUUCCUCCCUUCUUUCGUCCUAUUGCUUUACACACGGUCCGGCGUAAAGGAGUCUCUGAAGCCGCCCCUGAAACCACCACGGCCUCUGAAACCGCCUCUUGGCCCGCCUCUGCCGCGUCCUCUGCCUCUGAAGCCGCCCCGGAAUCCUCCACGGAAUCCUCCGCGUUCUCUUCUUGGAAAGCCGUUGUCCAUUUGCUCCUGGCUGGCCUGGCCGCCGUAUAUUCCUCUGCCAAACUGUCUUCCCUCGCGGAAUCCCGGAUCCAAGUCAAUCUCUAGACUCUGGCCGUCCAAGUAG
Clavispora lusitaniae ATCC 42720 is the source of this 501-nucleotide messenger RNA. Lineage: Eukaryota; Fungi; Ascomycota; Pichiomycetes; Serinales; Metschnikowiaceae. The record is from RefSeq and is a predicted model, not a curated record.